AUGGAUGGUAUAACUAAACAAUCUUCAUAUAAUUUCGAUCAAUAUGCAUGGCCACCUGAUGGUGAUUUCUAUCCCGGUCGAUUCAUCACUGAUUGUGUACACUUAGCUUCGGGUAGUUGUAGAGCAGCCUAUCUCGGCAAGGACACAUCAACCAAUCAACCAAUCGUUAUUAAACAGUUCAUCGCCGAACGUGUACAUGCUUCUAAACUGGAUCGUUACUGGUCAGAAGAUAUACAAGCAUCUAAUAUUGCCCAAGAUAUCACGAAUAAAUAUAAUGAAUAUAUGAAUACAUCAAAACCGAUUUAUUUCGUUGUUCCUGUCGUGCACCACUGCUUUAAAGAUAUCGGACGGCCAUUUCGACCGAGCGAAAGAGUUCUUAUCGAACCUUACCUCGGAGAUACUUAUGAAAAGUUCAACACCAAUCAUGGUUUAGUUCUAAAACCAGUAAGUCAAGGAUUAUCAAUGGCAACUCUUUCACACUUCAGUUACCAUAUCACACGAGGACAGUAUCUUCUUUGUGACUUACAAGGUGUGAAGAAAAAGGACAGGUACAUUCUAACUGAUCCAGUCAUAUGUUCACUUAACGAACAAUUUGGUUUAACGGACUUGGGAGAAGAUGGUAUUCGAUCAUUUUUUGCUAAUCAUCAGUGUACACCAUUAUGUGAAAGAAGUUGGCUGAAACAUCCAUCACCUCAACCCUAUCCUGAUCAUCAAAACUUACACGGAACACUAUUUCGCAUAUGA
Molecule: messenger RNA, 744 nt
Organism: Adineta ricciae
Lineage: Eukaryota; Metazoa; Rotifera; Eurotatoria; Adinetida; Adinetidae
Source: the annotation of a GenBank genome assembly